Symbiodinium sp. CCMP2592 is the source of this 801-nucleotide messenger RNA. Lineage: Eukaryota; Dinophyceae; Suessiales; Symbiodiniaceae. The record is from the annotation of a GenBank genome assembly.
AUGCGAAACACAACGACCGCCCUGAGCACCCACUUGAAAAGGUGCUUCUUGCAGACGCGAACUAGGAGACCGAUUGUCUUAUUGCAGAAGUGUUUUGAUGAAGCAAGGCACGGCUUCGCCCGGACCUUCUGCGACCUGCACUGCAUCCGCGAAGCUGUGAGAAAGGGUGAUGAGGCCAUCCUAAGAGCGGUGGAAGAAGCCGUGGAAGUCAUCGGCAAGAAUACGCAGAUCCUCCUUGAGCACUACGUUGGGGGCGAGUCAGGAUCACUGGUCCAGGAGGGCACUGAGAUCCGCCGCGGCCUGGCAGCUCAGCUCGCAGAGCUCAUGGCCACGGCCCAGGAGGCCGCUGAGCGCGCCGUGCGGAGCUUCGCCGGGCGCUGGCGAAGCGUCGAAGGUGGCAAUGCUUCGGAGAGUUUGGCCUCGCUGCGCGCCAUGGCCAAGGAUACCUCGGAGCUCCACGCGACGGUAAUGCUGGUGAAAGGCCAGAGGUUUUCCAAAGUUGAGGAGGUGCAGCGGAACGCCCUGGAAACGGCGCAAGUUCAUGAGCUUGGCCUUUACCGCCACACUGCCAGACGGGGCAAGAUGGUGCAACGCUGGUUCAAGCAGCACUGGCAGAACAAGUUCUCAAUGCUCGAUGAGUUUCAGGACUUGAGUGUUGCCCAAGCUAUGCAGACCUUUGACACCUCUUGGUGGGAGAUCCGUCGGGAGCUGGAUGCGUAUCUUGAGGCGGCGACCGAGCAAGCACGCGUCAUGAGCUCUGCCGUGGAUGCCCUGAGAGGCCAGAGCUCCGCGAUCCGCUAA